AUGAGUUUUUUUGUACCAGCCGCUCACAUAUACAUAAAGAACAAGACGACAAAUGUCCACUUAUCAAGCGAUUCAUCUAGAAGAGAUACACGUACGGAGUUCCGUCGUCUCUAUGGGGAAUUGAAUCCGCAAGACCCACGAUUGAUCGCUUUGCUAUCUUCUUUAAUACCAGAUGCCUUACAAGAACAAUUGUCUCAAAAACCUGAGGAAGGGUGUACUCAAGAGUUUAUCGAUUCAUUACCAAGGGUGCCCAUCACUACAAUCAAGAAGGACGAACUUUGUUCAAUUUGUUUCGAAAACUUUCAUGACGAUGAAUACCCUUUAGUGGUGAAAUUACCUCAUUGUGGACAUAUGUUUGAUUUACAAUGUAUCGCAGUAUGGCUAGGCUUGAAUACGACUUGCCCUGUCUGUAGAGAUAAUGUUAUGGAACAACAGGAUAAGUUGAAGGGACUCGAUACUUCCAAAGCCGAGUUGGAGGAAGACUGGGGUAUGUACAGCUAA
Messenger RNA from Maudiozyma barnettii, 501 nucleotides. RefSeq lists its product as uncharacterized. The transcript has 2 exons. The record is from RefSeq and is a predicted model, not a curated record. The coding region runs from base 1 to 501 and encodes 166 amino acids. Lineage: Eukaryota; Fungi; Ascomycota; Saccharomycetes; Saccharomycetales; Saccharomycetaceae.